AUGAAAUUCGGUAAACGGCUUCGUGAUGAGAUGUGUCCCGAGUGGAGACUCUCGUACAUGGAUUACAAGUUAUUAAAGAAGCUGAUUAAACGAAUACAAAACAAGUUGGAGGAGAGAUAUCAUAUUGAUAUGCAAAUGAUUUUAAACGAAGUUCCUCCGAGUGAGAUUGGUGUUCCGAACGAUUAUUUGGAUAAACCACUCAUUUCGUUUUCUGAUGAAAUGGUAUAUGCAGUUACUGGUCUUGGAGAAGAGAAGGAUGAACGGAACUUUAUAAAUUAUUUAGAGGAAUAUAAUUUGGAAGGAAUGUACUUGAAAAUUGUUCCGAAGGAAACUUGCCAAUUUUUUAAUCGAUUAGAAAAGGAGUUGGACAAAGUGAACAAGUUUUAUAUCCAAACAGAACGCAAAUUUUGUGUUAGGCAUGCGGAACUGUUGAUGCAGUUGAGUGUCGGAUUGACUGAAACGCUCUCAAAGAAUGACAAACAAAAAGUCAGAAGUGCAUUCCAAGAACAUUAUAGAGCCCUUUUGCUUUUGAUGAAUUUCCGAACUUUAAACUUUCAAGGUUUCUCUAAUAUCUUGAAAAAGUUGGAUAAAUAUACUAAAAGCAAAACCAAAAGCAAAUUGAUGAAACGAGUGAGAGAUUCGUAUUUUUACUCAUCCAAAGUAUUGGAUUACAUGAUGUCGCAAAUUGAGUACAAAUGCUCAGUUUACAUGUUCAAAGGCGACAGAAAAAAAGCCAAAGAUUUUCUUCGACUUCCACAAACUGUAGAGAAGCAAACGUCUCCGUUCAGGUCCGGUAUCUCAGUGGGAAUUGGAAUAGUGCUAUCGGUCGUGUUUGUUUUAACCUAUGUAUUCAUGUAUCCGAGAGAUGACCCUCCGUCUUUUUCGGAUGCAACUAUGUAUGUGUAUCGUUUGACUUUGGUGCCGAUUAUUUUGGCAGUUUUGGUUGGUGUGAAUCUUCAAAUUUGGAAAAAUGCAAGAAUUAAUUAUGUAUUUAUCUUUCGUUUUGAUCCCAGAGAUCACUUAUCAGUGUCUCAAUACAUUGAGAUGACCAUGAGCUUGUACAAUAUUACUAUGGGAAGCUUAAUUAUUUACAUGUACUCUAUCAUAACGAACACGUUUUAUGAGUACGCCUAUCUCCAUCCAAUAUUUCUGUUUACAUUUAUCUUCAUCUACAUGUGUUUCCCAUACAAAUGGUUUUAUGGUCACAGCAGAUUAUGGUUGUUUAGAAUCAUUCUGAGAUUAUUGAUGGCUCCUUUUAGAAAAGUAGAAUUUGCAGACUUUUGGUUUGCCGAUCAGCUGACCUCACUUUCAGAUUUUCUCUUUGAAAUUCAAUUCGUGUACUGUGUGUAUCCAUCUCUGUGGGUCGACAAAAUUGACUCUUUCUGCUCAGACUCCAGAUCUUUGGGUAUUCCAGUUCUUAACAUUUUACCCAACUACAUUCGUUUAAUGCAAUGUUUGAGGCGUUACAGAGACAGCAAUAAGCCCCAUCCCCACAUUACUAAUGCGUUCAAAUAUCUCUCAAGUAUUAUUGCAACUCUAAUUGCAUUUUUGGAUAAGAAUAUUGUCGCUCCUACUCUUCCUGGAAGCAGCUGGAAUUAUAUGAGAACCACUUGGGUGGUUGCCAAUAUUAUCAGUUCUAUGUAUAAGCUACUUUGGGAUGUUGUGAUGGAUUGGUCUCUAAUGCAAUUCAAUAAGGAUUCAGAGCACAAACUAUUGAGAAAAGAGCUGUUCUUUCAUCCAUACUUUUACUAUUUUUCAAUAGUGACAAACAUUUUAGCAAGAUUCUUUUGGAUUGUCGUUUUACUGUUGAAACAGUUUUACAGUAAAUAUUUAACAGAUCAGUGGAUAGGUUUUUGUUUUGGUUUGGUAGAGAUUUUGAGAAGAUUCCAAUGGAAUUGUAUUCGAUUGGAAAACGAACAUUUGAACAAUGUUGGAGAAUUUCGUGCGACAAAUGAAAUUCCUCUGCCAUUUGAAAUUACUAGAAUGAUCAAUGCAAAAGAAAAGGAAAUCACAAACGUGGACAAAUUUUUGCAUUAUAUUUUCUUCUUUUGCAGUCCAAAAUCUGAGGAUGACAACAACAGGAAAAUUAGUCUCAAUCCGAAGAAUUUCCUUAAACACAGCAUCUCUCAUGUUUCAUCACUACUUGGUCAUGGAUUUGGUUCAAAUCAUAAUGUGAGUCCACGAAAAUCGGUUCAGCAAGAGCACGAAUAUGAGUUGGACAUGUAUCAUGUUUCUGAUGCAGUUAGCAAAACAAAUGUUGUUGAUAAAUCCAACUUGUCGAAUGGAAUAAGCAACCACGAUAAAGAUGUUGUGAUCGACAUCAAGGAUGAUGGAGAUGAGUAUGAUGGUGGUAAGGACAGUGACCUAGAAGAGGAACAAAAAGUCGAGCUUACAAAAACUGCAACUCAAUCCAAUAAUAAUAAUGGACUGUUUGUGAACACCUCAAAUUUGAAGGCAAGGAAACAAUCAUUGUCAUCCAUUAAGGUCGACGCCAGCAAUUCAAGCUUCAAAGUGCCACACACAAUUCCACCCUCUGUAGAGAUGAGUCCAUCCAUGAAGCCCAAAUCAAGAAAGAAGACCAUUGUUGUGGUUGAGGAUGAUGAAAUUCCAGAGACACCCCAUCUGACGACAAGAUUUGGAGACAUUUUCACCAGCGAGCCCGAAAAUCAGCAUAUGGACAAUGAGAAGCCAAACAAAACGGAAGAUCAAGAGAAGAAAUAG
Molecule: messenger RNA, 2721 nt
Organism: Naegleria fowleri
Lineage: Eukaryota; Heterolobosea; Eutetramitea; Acrasida; Naegleriidae
Exons: 6
Coding region: 1-2721 (906 amino acids)
Biological process (GO): cellular response to phosphate starvation; phosphate ion transport
Cellular component (GO): Golgi apparatus; plasma membrane; cytoplasm
Molecular function (GO): inositol hexakisphosphate binding
Source: RefSeq, a predicted model, not a curated record